AUGGACAGGUUACAUUCUGAUCCAAGUUUUUUAGUAUGCCCAGACUUUAUGACCAAAUGGUAUAGAGUCAGCCACACCAGCAUGGUCAAUGCCAAUGUCACGGAAGCUCAAGCAGUAGAGACUCUCUGCAACAUCUGGAUAACAACCAAUGAAGAUUUGUGUCUACAAUGGCAUCAACAAGUCGUAGAAGACAAACAUUUGAAUGCUGAGAGGUACCACUUAGCUGAAGAAGAAGCAGAGCAGCAGAAGGCUGUACUUGAACUUGAGGAAGCCACAAUGAGAGCAGACAAGAGAAAGAAAAAUCGUUUCAAGCAUUUGCCAAUUCCAGUGUGA
Suillus subaureus is the source of this 333-nucleotide messenger RNA. RefSeq lists its product as uncharacterized. The coding region runs from base 1 to 333 and encodes 110 amino acids. The transcript has a single exon. The record is from RefSeq and is a predicted model, not a curated record. NCBI's taxonomy places the organism in Eukaryota, Fungi, Basidiomycota, Agaricomycetes, Boletales, Suillaceae.